CUUGGAAGUGACGCGAACCUGCAAUCAAGUUUUCAACAUCGACGUCAUUUCCUUUAUGCUGAAGUUCAAGCAGGGAAUCAUUUCCGGUGGGGCCUAGUAAGAAGUGAGACAUACGGACUGAGAGGGUUUAUUUUCUGAUCACAAUGCCCUCCCCACGUCUCCUGGUGGCCCUCCUCCUGCUGUUGGUAUCAGCCUCCGUUGCCAAGUUCCAGGAGUUUGAUGAUGGCGAUGAUGGUACUGAGUAUGAUGACAAUGACUUUGCAGAGUUUGAGGAUGCACCAGAAGACACUGCCACCCAGCGUCCUCCCCUUCAGCACCCAACAGAGGAGGAGGAGCUUGAGGAAGACGAAGAUGAGGCCACAGUGGAACUAGAAGGACAAGAGGAAUUUGAGGAAGAUACAGAAGGACAGGAAGGGGACACUGAUAAUGAACCAUAUGAUGAUGAAGAAUUUGAAGGCUAUGAGGACAGACUGGAUACUGGAAGUCCCAACAAGAACAAAGAACCCAUCACCAUUGUAGACGUACCUGCUCACUUGCAGAACAGCUGGGAGAGCUAUUAUAUGGAGAUCCUGAUGGUAACUGGCCUGCUGGCUUACAUAAUGAACUAUAUAAUUGGAAAGAACAAAAACAGCCGUCUUGCGCAUGCUUGGUUCAACUCUCACCGGGAGCUUUUGGAGAGUAACUUCUCCCUUGUAGGUGAUGAUGGGACUAGUAAAGAUGCAGUGAGCACUGGGAAACUAAACCAAGAGAAUGAGCACAUCUACAACCUGUGGUGCUCUGGACGACUUUGCUGUGAAGGGAUGCUCAUUCAACUCAAAUUUCUCAAGCGUCAGGAUCUGCUUAAUGUUUUGGCUCGAAUGAUGCGUCCAACUUGUGACCAAGUGCAAAUAAAAGUUACAAUGAAUGAAGAAGAUAUGGACACCUAUGUAUUUGCUGUAGGGACUCGGAAGACCCUGACAAGGCUGCAGAAGGAAGUGCAGGACUUGAGUGAGUUCUGCAGCGACAAACCCAAGUCUGCAGCUAAGCUGGGUCUUCCAGAGUCUAUGGCUGUCCUGUCUGAAAUGGGGGAAGUGACGGACGGCCUUCUGGACACCAAGAUGAUUCACUAUCUAAGUCAUUAUGCUGAUAAGAUUGAAUCCAUUCACUUCUCUGAUCAAUUCUCUGGUCCAAAAAUUUUGCAAGAGGAAGGGCAGCCGCUCAAAUUGCCGGACACCAAGCGAACUCUUAUGUUUACGUUUAAUGUUCCUGGUUCUGGAAAUGCUACAGUCAAAGAUAUGGAAUCUCUCUUACCACUGAUGAACAUGGUGAUUUACAGCAUUGACAAAGUGAAGAAAUUUCGUCUGAAUAGAGAGGGUAAACAAAAGGCUGAUAAGAACCGUUCUCGAGUAGAAGAGAACUUCCUGAAGCUUACCCAUGUUCAACGCCAAGAGGCCGCUCAGAGCCGGCGUGAGGAAAAGAAGCGUGCUGAAAAGGAGCGCAUUAUGAAUGAAGAGGAUCCUGAGAAACAGAGACGUUUGGAGGAGGCUGCCCAGCGUCGUGAUCAGAAGAAGCUGGAAAAGAAGCAAAUGAAGAUGAAGCAGAUAAAAGUGAAAGCCAUGUAAUCCCAAACUCAGGGGAUCUGAGGGAAAAGGAGCACACUAGGCUCCAUCUAGCAACUAGUCAGUCUGUCACAGCAACUAGCAGCCUUAUGUACAGCAAUAACCAAUGUGUUCAUCAAUUAGCCACCAUGUCCAGCAAAAAAAAUGUAUUGACAGCAAUAAUUCCCUUAAUCAUCUACUGACCCUUCUUAUAUUACUGAGCAUAGAUUUGCAACCCCUUACACUACUUUGGUCAUCUACUAGCCACUAUUGGUUUUCACUGUCUACAACAAUGGUGUUUCUGCUAGGGACCCACUGCAAACCAUUACUCUGCCUGUGCACAUAACCGAUCUACCACUCGCACUACACACACCGUCUUUAAAUAACCACCUUGUGCCUAGACACAAGGAUACCAUGCUGUAAUGGCCAUUCUCUGCUUUAUCCAGUCAAAAGUGUCUCUGUAUAUAAGGCAGGUAGUUGCACAGUAUUUUAUCUUGUUGACUCUGGACAUAGACUAGACACAGUUUAAUAAUAAGCUUAUGUCUCCCCAAAUCCCUCUUGGCCCGCCCAUUCUUAUUGUGAUUAAUAUUUUAGGGACUAUUUAUGAGAUAUUGAAUUAUAAGUCUUUUACUACUUGACAGUAUUCAGGAUUGAUUUAAUAAUUGAUUCUACUGUAGUUAAAGGUUUUGGAUUUUAUCGUUUGAGCAACAUCUGGGGCUUUUUCUUGGAUCUAAGAAAUUAAUGGGAGGUGUUAAUUAAUCUUCCAUUCCACAUAUAUUUAUGAAAUUCCCAGUUUCUUUCAGUACAAUUUGAAGAAAUGCGUUUCCAUUCUGGAGUUAGUUUUCUUUCCUCUCAGAAUUUGUAUAUUAAAAUGUAUUUAAAUUCAGAUGCUGCUAGUAUUUUUUUAAAUAGUGUAUGUGUAUAUAAAUAAAUGCCAUUGCACUAUCA
This is a messenger RNA of Bombina bombina (fire-bellied toad), 2525 nucleotides long. RefSeq names its product coiled-coil domain containing 47 (gene CCDC47). Gene Ontology annotation, cellular component: endoplasmic reticulum. Gene Ontology annotation, molecular function: calcium ion binding. The transcript is spliced from 13 exons. NCBI's taxonomy places the organism in Eukaryota, Metazoa, Chordata, Amphibia, Anura, Bombinatoridae. Gene Ontology annotation, biological process: endoplasmic reticulum calcium ion homeostasis. Bases 144 to 1601 code for a protein of 485 amino acids. The record is from RefSeq and is a predicted model, not a curated record.